AUUUUUUUUAAGGUUGAAGUUCUGGAGUUUGUGGUUAUGUUGUUUGUUGUUUGGUUUGAAUGCUAGGGUUGUGGGUUUGUUUUUGAAUUUUGAAAUUCCGUUCAUACUUGAACAAGAAUAAAUAACGAAAUGGAUUCGAUAGAAGCUGUGAAAAAAAAUUCAAGUGAGCCAUGUGUUAUUGAAGACUUAACAGAACAUGGACAGAUUUUGUACAUUCAAUUCUCGCCAUUUGAAUGGUCCCAGGAUGUUCUACUAGUUGGAUUCAGAGAAAAAAUACUUCUUGUUCACAUUGAUAUUAGUGAUAAGAUAUGCAUUAAAGUUCUCACAGAGUUUUCACAUCAAGCUAGAUGUACCACAAUCAGUAUGUCUCCAGAAACGUCCCUAACUUCUUUACCUAAUCAAGUUGUGUUUUGUGCUGCUGGAAAUGAUUUCAAACUCAGGAUUUUUAGUAGUGAUUUGGAUGAAAAUAGCAAAUGCCUUGUAAUAGGCAAACAUGCUAGCUAUAUAAAUGACACAAUGUUUGACCCAGAGAAUGACUAUCUAGCAUCCACCAGUGAUGACAACACUGUUCAAAUUUGGUCUGUGGAUGGAUACAAGCUAAAAUGCACUUUCAAUCUCACUUCAGCUGGUAUGAAUGUGUGUUGGCAUAGAUCUGAUAGUUGCAAAUUAAUGGUAGCAGAAAAAAUAGGAGUAAUCAGAUUCUACAAUGUGGAAAGUGAAACACCAGUAUUGUCUAUUGAUUAUAAUAAACCUUUAUCAAGUUCUCACUGGGCUCCAUCUGAUAGAGAUUUCAUAGCAUCAUUGCAGCUUGGAGAACUUCUGAUUUGGGACCUAACCAAACCAUGUUUACCUCUUCAUAAUAACAUAGUUUUCACUGAAAAUGGGGGCCACAUUAAAUUUUCGCCACAAGGAGAGCUGGUAGCUGCUGUGAAUAGCCUAGACAGCAAUUUGAAAAUAAUCCACGUUAAAAGUCAGACUGUUAAACUGACCGCUGCUGUGAGUUUGCCUACAAAUGUCUGUUGGCACUACAGGUUCCCUUUGGUAUGUGUUGGCGAUGAUUUUAAGUUGUGUUUCUGGAAGGUUUGAGAAUAAUUAUGUGGGCUAAAUAUACUUUCUAUUUUUU
This is a messenger RNA of Phaedon cochleariae (mustard beetle), 1123 nucleotides long. Lineage: Eukaryota; Metazoa; Arthropoda; Insecta; Coleoptera; Chrysomelidae. The record is from the annotation of a GenBank genome assembly.